AGUCAUUGAACUCCAUACAUCAUGGAGGCUGUCUCCAGCGGUCCACACCCAGCCUCAGGAUUCAUAUCAUCUUUUAAAAGAAGACUCUCUUCCAUCUUGAAGUUCCAAUGGGGUGUAUAUUCCAAACCUUCCCCGGCGAACACACUAGAGGUCUUCAACCUCUUCUGUUUCUGUCUCAUCAUCGGCGCAGCGAUAGGAGGUCUUCUACACGUGUGGAUGGUCUACAAUCUGAACUACCAACCCUUUCCGUCAAUGGUGGUGUCCAGUACCUGGGGCUGUAUAAUAGUCCUGCUGCUGCUCCUCUUACACCCAGUCCGCUGUGUCCUCUCUAUCUCAGUGCCCUCCCUGGGAACCAAACAGGGCAGGAAGAUCCUCAUCUCCACCGCCCUGGUUAUCGUGGUGACCAGCUGCAUCCCCAACAUGACCAGGAACUUGAGCCGCUCCGUUGACAUGAUCAAGUGCUCCUCCCACAGCACCGCCGAGAGAAUCCUGGCCUCCACCAGUCAAGUAAGCAGCGCGCUACACGACAUGAAGGAUUUCAUCAAAACCAUACCGAACAUUGUGAACAGCGACCGGUUCUUGAAGAUUGAGCAGAACGUGAAUGUCGAGGAGAUGAAGAGGGGUAUCAGAAACGCCUCGGCCAGACUGAAGGCUGAGUUCAAAGCCAUACAGGAUACUCUGGAGGUCACAGGUCACGUGACCCAGAAAGUCAUCGCCUCCUCCUUCAUCGUGCUGCUGCUGGGGAGCUCUGUCAGUUACCUGGUCAGGUAUCUCACAGACCUAAAGCACGACAAUGUGUGUCAGACGGGCCGGCUACAGGAGUUACUGAGGGCCCGGGGGGUGGAGGAGCUCCCAGAGGCCUACAGGAAGAGGCUGGUGAGGACCAGGGGCUGGAGGAUGACACAGAUUGAGCUGAGACGAUGCCUGUGGGGAGGCACCAUCCUGGGCUUCUACUGCCUGGUAUGUGCCCUGGUCCUAGGGCUCGACCACCUCAUCUACUAUGUCCUGCAGACGUCUCUGAGCUGGACACAGGACAUUCCUGAGGUGAACACUAUCAUCUCACUCCGUCUGAAGAUUACAAUCCUAAUCAUUGGUUUAAUCCGUGAACCUGUGGGAGAAAUGAAUAAAGACUAUCGCUAUGGGAUCCUGCUGUUGCCCCCGGACUGCGUUCGUCCCCUGUCCCCCCCAGACCCGUCUGUCCUCUCCACCACCGUAGCCCUCUUCCUCACCGCCCUGGUCAUGAUUCUGGGAGAGGUGUUCUCCAGGAGGAUCAGGAGGAAGAUCUGCUCGUCCUUCUACAGAGACAGAGAGGAGGAACGAGCCUUGUACCUGCGGGACAAGAUUCUAUUAAAGCUGGAGGAUGAGGGAAAGAUUUCAUAGAUCGGUAAACUGGAAGGAGGAACAGACCAUACACCUCGGGAACAAGAUUCUACUGCAGGCCAAAGAUGACUGGAAAAGAACAAGAUUCUACUGCAGGCCAAAGAUGACUGGAAAAGAACAAGAUUCUACUGCAGGCCAAAGAUGACUGGAAAAGAACAAGAUUCUACUGCAGGCCAAAGAUGACUGGAAACGAACAAGAUCAUCUGCGUUCUAGAUUUUGUAGAUUGGUGUGUCAACAUUUGUGCUGAUCAUCGUUUAGAUCAAUGUCGAUCAAUCAUAUACAAUAAUCAAUUGAUCAAUGAAUCAUAUAUAUUAAUCAAUCAGAUAUAUUAUUAAAUCAAUCAAUCAUAUACUGUACA
This is a messenger RNA of Salvelinus fontinalis (brook trout), 1739 nucleotides long. RefSeq names its product osteoclast stimulatory transmembrane protein-like. Bases 22 to 1380 code for a protein of 452 amino acids. The transcript has 10 exons. Gene Ontology annotation, cellular component: membrane. Lineage: Eukaryota; Metazoa; Chordata; Actinopteri; Salmoniformes; Salmonidae. The record is from RefSeq and is a predicted model, not a curated record.